Messenger RNA from Striga hermonthica, 1671 nucleotides. Lineage: Eukaryota; Viridiplantae; Streptophyta; Magnoliopsida; Lamiales; Orobanchaceae. The record is from the annotation of a GenBank genome assembly.
AUGCGGAAAUUCGCAGCUGAAAAAACCAGACAUCUCUUAGCCCACCGGAAAAUUUUCGCCGCCGUGUCGCAGCAUCCCGCCGCCCCGCUUUACUCGUCGUCCUCUUUGCAAAAAUUGGAGCCCCUUUUUUCAACCGCCGUUCUUCUGCGCCGUUUGAGCACCGUAGCUGAUAAACCCAAUCCAUCUUCCGAGUCGUCUUCUGGUUCGAUGGCUUCUGAUUAUUCGUGUACACCGGUUAAGAUUGAUUCGAUCAAUCCCAAGGUUUUGGAGUGUGAAUAUGCUGUUCGAGGUGAAAUUGUGAUCCUUGCUCAGAAAUUACAAGAGGAAUUGAAGGUCAAUCCAGAUGCUCAUCCAUUUGAUGAGAUACUAUACUGCAAUAUUGGAAAUCCUCAAUCACUGGGUCAGCAGCCAAUCACGUUCUUCAGGGAGGUCCUUGCUUUAUGCGAUCAUCCUGCUAUUUUGGAUAAAUCAGAAACACAGGGUUUAUUUAGUGCUGACUCCAUUGAACGAGCAUUUGAAAUCCUGGACCAAAUUCCUGGAAGAGCCACCGGUGCUUAUAGUCACAGCCAGGGUAUCAAAGGACUGCGUGAUACAAUUUGCAAAGGCAUUGAAGCCCGUGAUGGAUUCCCAGCUGAUCCAAAUGAUAUUUUCUUGACAGAUGGCGCAAGCCCCGCGGUUCAUAUGAUGAUGCAGCUACUAAUACGAUCAAAGGAUGAUGGCAUUCUGUGCCCUAUUCCACAAUAUCCACUUUAUUCUGCUUCAAUUGCGCUACAUGGUGGAACUCUUGUUCCUUAUUUUCUUGAUGAAGCUACUGGAUGGGGACUUGAAAUUUCCGAACUUAAAAAACAGUUAGAAAGUGCCAAAGCUAAGGGCGUUAGUGUCAGGGCCUUGGUGGUUAUAAAUCCUGGCAAUCCCACAGGGCAGGUUCUGGCGGAGGACAACCAAAAGCAAAUUGUGGACUUUUGCAGGAAAGAAGGGAUUGUUCUCUUGGCAGAUGAGGUGUACCAAGAAAAUAUUUAUGUGCCCGACAAGCAGUUUCACUCCUUCAAGAAAAUUGCACGGUCAAUGGGUUACGGAGAGAAAGAUAUUUCCUUGGUGUCUUUCCAGUCGGUGUCAAAAGGAUAUUACGGAGAAUGUGGAAAAAGAGGAGGCUACAUGGAAGUUACUGGAUUUAGUCCCGAAAUAAGGGAGCAGAUUUAUAAAGUGGCAUCCGUGAACCUUUGUUCUAACAUUUCGGGUCAGAUUCUUGCAAGUCUUGUCAUGAAUCCCCCAAAGGUGGGAGAUGAAUCGUAUGAGUCUUAUUCUGCAGAGAAAGACGCAAUCCUAUCCUCCAUGGCAAGGCGUGCAAAGAGCCUUGAGGAAGCACUCAAUGAUCUAGAAGGAGUGACCUGCAACAGAGCAGAAGGGGCAAUGUAUCUGUUUCCUCGCAUUCAAUUGCCUAAUAAGGCAAUAGAAACUGCAAAAGCCGUUAACACGACCCCUGAUGCAUUCUAUGCCCGCCAGCUCCUUAAUGCCACAGGAAUUGUAGUUGUUCCGGGUUCAGGAUUCGGACAGGUCCCUGGAACAUGGCAUUUUAGAUGCACGAUAUUACCUCAAGAGGAUAGAAUUCCGGCCAUCAUUUCGCGUCUCACUGAAUUUCACAAAAGAUUCAUGGAUGAAUACCGCGACUGA